GAUCCACGCUACCUUGCUCGUCUACAUCAAGUCGUGGACCUGGAAUGCGGUAAAAUCCGCCUCCCCGUGAUUGCGCAUCGAUUUGCCUCAGGCGGAAGUAGCACAGACGGAAAUGUAGAUGCGCUUGACCCUUGCGCCUCUCAAAACUCACUCUCUUUGUGUUUGCGUGUUUCUUCCCCAGGCAAGAUUAUGAACCCCCAGAACUGGUCAUGAGACUUGAAGAACACGCUUCGGUCGAGGUCUUGUCAGUGACCCCUACCAGAGUUGCCUUUUGAUAGGUAGUCGAUGUCUUUUCGCCCGUCAUCUAUAGUACUGCCGGGCCUCGCUUCGAUGCUAGAGUUUGAGUCACUGAAAGUAAAACUACUUCGCGAAAGUUUAUUGUGCCGCCUUGUGGUUUUUGAGAUUCGCACCCAAGACAACUGCCAAACGAUCCGAGAUUGCUUGCAACCAUCCGAAGUCCGCGCCAGUGAAUGGGCGUGGCUUGUCAGCUCCCAAAAUUAUGGCGGCUGAUUCGGAGAUUGGCUGCACAACCACUGCCUGUGGCCGAAAUCGCAUCGCAGGUAGCAGCAAGGGUUAGCAAAAUGGCAUCGCAAAAGGCCGCAGAUAUCGCAAGUGAGCGACUGUCGUAGGAGGCAUGUACCUGACAAUUGCUUGGUAGAAAUCCAAACUGCACAUCCUUCACUGGGACAGUUUUCAUGUCAGCGAGAUACGCUCGCUCACCCUUCUUCAGUGCGAGGUCUAACACACCGCCUGGACUAAGCUCUGCCGUCACAUCUUGGUCUCUGAACCGGCCAAGGAACGCCCAGCCUGUACCAUUGACAAAGAUGGCGCACGACUUUAUGUUCGGAACCGCCGAGAGUAGAGCUUCUGCCGCCCACUCCAACUCGUAUCCAACACUUCUAUUUUCGUCAUUGCUAAAUCCCUUCCGGACGUCUACACCUCGUAAUUGUACGGCUUCCUUUUGUCGGGCUGCUAUGUCAGCCUUGCCGACCCCGUACAGCAAGAGAGUUGCACCGGUGAUGACGCCGAGGAUAUCGGAGCGGGACUGCGCCAUAGCAAUAGAGUCUAGUGGGGUAAACACAAGGCGAUUGGUGAGGACAGAAGCUAGAAUGCAAAUGCCGCUGUACAGGGAGGUGCGUCCGGUGGUCAUCAUCUUCAUAGAUACUGGUGGCGCAUUGCUUCGAGAUCGUGGGCAAGGCCUGGCAGCUGAAAGGCCCCUCGAGUUCCACACCAGAGGAGGACUGAAGCCCAGCACAGGGACACCUGCAUGGAGUCCUUGUGCAUUAUUGAGGACACGUAGGCUUGACUGA
Chondrus crispus (carragheen) is the source of this 1310-nucleotide messenger RNA. RefSeq lists its product as hypothetical. Lineage: Eukaryota; Rhodophyta; Florideophyceae; Gigartinales; Gigartinaceae. The transcript is spliced from 3 exons. The record is from RefSeq and is a predicted model, not a curated record. The coding region runs from base 696 to 1310 and encodes 204 amino acids.